UUUUAAGUUAAACUAACAAUAUUUUUUUACAGUGUAGAAUUAUGCAAAAGUCAAAGUUGAUCGUCCAGGUGAACAUCUCAAUUUGGAUGCUUUAAGGUACUUGACAUUUGACACCCUGUCUAAUCUCUUUCUUUGUGGCGUUUGCUCUCCAAGACUAAAUUAACUCAUCCCUUUUCAUCCCUUCUUUCAUGACGCAUGGCCCAGUUACUGCAAUUAAUUGGACUGGAAUCAGCGUUCAGCUCAGGUCUCAGUCUUCAUUGACAUGACCAUAGCAGCCCUUUACCACACACGAGUUGCACUGCACUAACCCAUGCUUGAGUUGUUCCAGUUAUCACACCAGAAAAGCACCAUAAUGCUUUUAGUUUGAUGUUUGUGGUGCAUCAAUCAUCCAUAUUAUCUGUAAAGCACCAUUUUUACAUCUCUGGCCAUCUCUGAUCUCUAAUAACCUAUUUCUGAUCUGCUCUUAGAGAAGUGAAUGAAUGAAGGAAAUAAUCCAGCACUCCACUGUGAUUUCUCUUAUCCGUCCAAUCCCUUUUGUCUAUAUCAAUCCUGAUAGAAACUCCUCAUAAUCCAGCAAUUACAUUAAUAACUCAUUAUAAUCUGUCAUUUGUGGCCCUUUGAGCAGCAGAGAAUGUAAUCGGCAUCUCGCUACAUGUGCAUGUUAGUGCAUAAUAGUAAUAGAAAUAGAGAGCAUGAGCAUCUGGUGAUGGACACUGUCUGACCCCUUGUUUUGUUUGCAUGCCGAAUAGUAUUGAAAAUAAUGAUGGAACCUGUCGAUCUUGGUUUGGUUCAGUAAUGGUCUCUUGUUGAUUGGUGUUUGCAUGGAAGUCAGGACAGAAAUAAAAUGACCACGAGAUAUGAUUUGUUACAGAGUUCAGAUUGUGAUUUGCAUUCUGCAAUUCAGUACAAGUCUAUCAGAUCUUUAUAUAAAAUAUGUAGUAUAUUAUUUAGAAUAUGCUUUAUCAUCGAAUGACUUCUAAUUUGUUUGUCUGUGUCUGUACUUAAUACGAUUAAUUACUGCUCUAAUAGGUGUCCUGCUUUAACCUGGCCUUAACUGGUUUACUGUGCUAACCAACAUACUAAUCAAGGUUGCAUAAUGUCACUGACUUUGGCAAUACCACCUGCAAUAGUUGCAUUUUGUAUGCAGCACUUCUGACAUGCAAGUUCACUAUCUCUACUCCAUGUGUGUGACCUGUAAAUUACACCCUUCCCAGAAAGAAUUAUUACUUUUAAAAAAUAUAGAUGAUAACGGUUUUCAAACUUUUGAUGUCAAGCAUGAUCAUCAUUUUCAUCCCUUCCUGAAAUAAAAAAGGUUAUGCAAGCUAUUUUCAUAGCCUAUACGUGUGAGAAUGCCUAAAGAUGUGUGAGAAUUUAUUAAGCAUAGCUAAUGUUAUAACAAUGGAAAGUGGAAAUUAAUAAUGUAUUAAAGAUGGGAUAUAAACACUUAAAAUCUGUUUAGAUAGAAUAGAAUGAUUGUGGUUAAUUAAUAUCAGAAUAUCGUUAAAAACUUGAUCGGUAAAUCAGUUGGCAAUAUUAUCAAAUUAUGUAGGCCUACGUAGUUAAUAUCUUAAAUUGCACAAAACAUACAUUUCCCUAAAUUUCCCACGCUUCGAAGCGAGACAUGAUUCUAGAGAUGAAACUGCAUUUUACACCCAUCGGUUGGUAUAGGAAAGACCCGCUGAAGCUCACUGGGAGGGACAAGUGACGUCAAGGAAAUCCUCACUGCUAACUGAGACCUUAAUAUAACCAUGAACUGCACUGAGAGCUCAAAGCACAUUACUGCGCAAAAUAUAGCUUGACGGACAGGAUUACCAGGGCAAAAACACACCAAUCCUCAUUCGGGUGCGCUUAAUUGAAGACAACGAACGAAGCCAAGAGCAAUUAGAUCUUCUUGCUGAACAGGUUCCUGCUGGAUGGGACUGAAUCUAUUAGGGUAUUGGAGCACAAUUUUCCAUCGUCCGAUUUAGUCCGUUAAUUCUUUGUUUAAGUCACACUCAAAGAGACAACCGUCGUUUAAACAAUCUAGUGUUUGUCGCCGAAUUGCACACAUGACCCUGUUGGCGAACAUGCGGCGCCACAGCAUUCGCGUUCAGCAUCACCUGCACCGGUGGAGCAUCUGCGGGACGGACGGUGGGCAGCUGCUGAGUGAUGCUUUCUCGCGCCCCGAUAUUGGGAUGUCCCGGUCUAGUUCCAGUUCCUGCUCUUGCUCGUCCUCCUCUUCAGACUCCGCUCUCUCGAACGAGUGUGCGACUCCAGCUUCGGUUGGACCCUUCACUGUUGUCCUGCUUGGAGACAGCGGUGUCGGCAAGUCCGCGCUCGCCAGUAUAUUCGCUGGGGCGUCUGACAGCAUGGGCAGCGAAUGCGAGUUGUAUGGAGGUGAAGUAUUCGAGCAGACAAUUCCAGUAGACGGUGAGAGGGCCACCGUUACCCUACUCGACAUGUGGGAUUCACAGGAGGAGGGCAGCUGGACGCAGGAGCGAUGUCUGCAGGCAGGAGAUGCUUUCAUUAUAGUUUAUGCCAUAACAGAUCGUUCAAGCUUCCUUCACGCAUCAGAACUUCGUAUUCAGCUCCGGCGGGAACGUGAGGCUGACCGCACUCCAAUCAUCCUGGUUGGAAAUAAAUGUGACCUGGUCCGCUGCCGAGAAGUGUCCAUUAGUGAGGGGCGUGCGUCUGCUGCUGUCUUUGACUGUAAGUUCAUUGAGACGUCAGCAGCAAUGCAACACAACGUCUGGCCGCUGUUUGAGGGCAUCAUCCGCCAGCUCCGUCUACGAAGAGACAGCUUGGAGACUCUCACCAGGCGCUGUUCUCUUCAAAAGCGUCGGGAGAGUCUCCCAAAGAAAGCAAAGCGUUUCAUUAACAGAUUGGUUGCUAAGAAGAACAAGCAAGCUGCCUUCAAACUCAAGUCUAAAUCAUGUCAUGACCUGAUGAGUCUAUAGUGUGUGACUUUGAAUAGCUCUGAAUGUUUUAAUUGUAUUGUAUGAAGUUUGGGUGCAAAGUGUCUGAUCAAGUGCUUGCUUUACUGUAAGUUGUUUUAAGAAAGCCGUUUAUGUCUAUAUUAGACUGUACUAGAAGAGCAAUGAUUGCAGGCUUCUCGCUCCCUCUGUGAAGGACAGAAUGCUCUCUCUGUGUGUGUGUGUGU
Molecule: messenger RNA, 3139 nt
Organism: Pimephales promelas (fathead minnow)
Lineage: Eukaryota; Metazoa; Chordata; Actinopteri; Cypriniformes; Leuciscidae
Gene: gem
Product: GTP binding protein overexpressed in skeletal muscle
Biological process (GO): negative regulation of high voltage-gated calcium channel activity
Cellular component (GO): plasma membrane
Molecular function (GO): GTP binding; calcium channel regulator activity; GTPase activity
Source: RefSeq, a predicted model, not a curated record